Molecule: messenger RNA, 1138 nt
Organism: Cornus florida
Lineage: Eukaryota; Viridiplantae; Streptophyta; Magnoliopsida; Cornales; Cornaceae
Exons: 4
Coding region: 158-940 (260 amino acids)
Source: RefSeq, a predicted model, not a curated record
GUAAGGCAUCGUUUGGAAGCUUAUAUUUGUGUUAAACCCGUUCUCUCUCUCAUUUCCCACUCAUCUUUUUCUGUUCAACCAAAGCCAAAGAUUUCUCUGCGCGACAAUCGAAAGCGGCGAGAACGCUAUCUGCGUCCUUAAAUCUAGAAAAGGGUUUAUGGAUUUGGAGACAGAGAACAGGAUAGCUGCAAUUCUUGUCAAAGAGGCAGCAGAAUUGCGGCGGCAAGCUGAAAAGGAAGGCAUACAUGUUUAUCUUGGGCAGCCUAAGGUUAGGGGUCGGCCAAAUUCACGUUUCCUUACCACAACUGUUCUUGGUGUACAACAAGCAAAUCGAAGUGUGGAAGUAAAUGAGAUGUGGCGAGCCAGGCAGAAAGAGCUAGAACUGGAUGAGAGGCUUAGAGGGAGAUCGAAGGAGGAGAGCAGCAGUAGUAGGAGCCACAGGAACGUAUCUGACUCGUCAAGGAAUACAAGUAAGAGGCACGCAGAUCAUGAAGUAAAUGCUAGUGCUCCAAGCUUAUCAAGCAAAGGAGGAAUCCAGGAUUGCUAUUCGAGGGAUGAUGAAGGAUUGAGGGAUGCAGAAAUUGAGGAAUUUCUACACUCAAGAGUCAAGCGUGGCAGGGGUACUGUAGGAUCUAGGAUGGAUGAAACGGGUCCUUACCUUCCUCGUAGCUCAGACGGCAAGGGAAAGCUGUUAGAUUCUAAUCUCAGGGUUGGAGAAGAAUGGGAAAAUCGUGCUGUUCUUGGUCCAGCGAAGCCUUCUUCACUUGAAUCUUGUGAAUCUUCUGAAGAAGAAUCUUCUCGUGGUAAGAGGAAGAAGUCAAAGAAAGUUGGCUCAGGGAGCUCAAGCAAGCACCGCUCUAGGAAGCACACAAAAGAAAAAUCUAGGGAUAAACUGAAGAAAAAGAGGGAGAAGGAGAAAAGAUCUAAGCAUCACAGAUGAGAGUUGUUUUGUAUUGGUUGGUUUGGUUCUCUAGUUCGUUAUUCGUGUGGGUUAGGAUGACAAUCUGCGCUUGUACAAUUGAUAAUAAAUGGUAUCAAAGAAUGUUUUUAACAAAAUAGGAAAGAUAGUAUUGAUGGAACACAAUGAAAUUUAUGUAUUUUCUUAAAAAAAUGUGAUCACAGUUAUGUUUUUGGCCAA